Messenger RNA from Vombatus ursinus (common wombat), 1278 nucleotides. Its product is annotated as sushi domain-containing protein 3-like. The transcript has 7 exons. The record is from RefSeq and is a predicted model, not a curated record. Lineage: Eukaryota; Metazoa; Chordata; Mammalia; Diprotodontia; Vombatidae. Gene Ontology annotation, cellular component: plasma membrane. The coding region runs from base 1 to 744 and encodes 247 amino acids.
AUGAAUGAAGAGGAUGGUAGAACCCUUGAAGCUGCUGCUGGGAAAGGCAGAGACAUGAAAAGAGGACUUCUGAAGAACACCAGCCGCGUAACCUGCUUUCAAGGCAAUCUUUCAGUCUCUCUAGAAGCCCAGUGCCCCAGGCUCCUCCCUCCUCCUUUUGGCUUCUACAACUUGGAGAAAGGCUCAGGCUGCUCCCCAGGCUCAGUGGUUGUUUUCUCCUGCCAAGUGGGUUAUCAGCUCAUAGGAAGCAGAACAAUGAUUUGCCUCUUGGGGGACAAUGGUACAAUUUGGAGUCAUCCUGAACCCCAGUGUGAGGAGGGGAUCCCCAAGUCGCCUAAUCAUGGCUCCCAAGGGGCAGUGACUGUCUCUCUCAUCAGUGGUGCCAUCAUCUUCACCGUCUGCAUCUCUUUUAUCAUAUGCUGCCUGCGAGAGAAGGGGCUGAGGAGCAGCUCUAUGACCACUCAGGCCAUGUAUCACCAAGGCAGGAUGUCUAACAUAGGAAGAAGAGUUGAUUCGACUGACCAGGUGCCACAGAGACACAAGGGGGCUGAUGGGAAGGACCAGAGACAGAGGGAGAGCCUUCCUACUCAACUAAGCCCCAUUGAUCCUGGCACCCUUACAAUCUGUGACAACUGGGGCUUCCAGAGGAAAUCGAGGCCAAAGAAGUUAAAAGAAAUUACCCAAGAUCCUACACUGUCAGUGGCAGAGGAGAACAGAAGUGCCAUGAAGAGAAUGGGACUAUGAGAGAAGGAAUUCUUUACCACCAUUUAGAAAAAAAAAAUCUGAAAAAUUUACUGCAAACACCAAAAACACAACCCGUCCUUCCUCCCAACACACAUACAUACAUAGAUGCAGCAGAAAAAAAAAAUUUGGCACAACUAAACAGAAAAGUUUAAAGAAAAAAAAUUUGGUAAUUUUGCUUGGUAGAGGCAAUAUAAUUUAUCAGCAGAAAAGAUUAACAGUCAAGUUCAUCCUUAACAAAGUUCUGGUACUACUAUUGCUAUGCCAAACAGAAAGAAAGCUUUAAUUGGUUAACUCUGAGGUGAUCUAUCUAUAGUUCGCAAUCCAUGAGCAACCUCUCUUAUAAGCCCAAUGCACUUGAAAUACCUUACUUCUCACACUGAUUUCAUCCUUAUCAUUUUUUUUUCUUCUACCUUUAAAAAUCCACCCAGGUCUCAAAGUAAUGGCAAAGUCAUCAUGAGCCUAACCCCUUUUUCCAGCUAGUAUUUCCCUCCCCUUUUUUUGGUGGACCAACUUUUUAAAUGGAUAAAAUCUGUA